This is a messenger RNA of Sphaerulina musiva SO2202, 1319 nucleotides long. RefSeq lists its product as uncharacterized. The record is from RefSeq and is a predicted model, not a curated record. The transcript has a single exon. The coding region runs from base 229 to 981 and encodes 250 amino acids. NCBI's taxonomy places the organism in Eukaryota, Fungi, Ascomycota, Dothideomycetes, Mycosphaerellales, Mycosphaerellaceae.
AAUCCACUCACAUCAUUGCCAGAUCAAAGAACCCAAGAAGAAGACAACAACAACAACAGCAACAACAAACCAUCACCCAUCGCCUGCACAGAACUUCGGUCUUGGAUACCCUAGAUCUUCUCCAACUGCUUUAUUGGCUUCGGGGUGACUCAGGCACUACUCCCUCCUUCGCCAUUCGAUAUUGGCCAGAGUCACACCUUCUUUGACUCACUGGAUCCCUACUUCAACAUGUCUUCCCACUUGAGACUCCAAUCCUCCUUCGAGCCCUUCCAGGCCAACGCAACCAUCCAGACAUCGCCAUCUCUACCACCAGCCAAGAAGCAAAAGAUGUCUCUCACACAGACAUACUAUGUGGCGUCCACUGCCCGCAGCAAGCUGGGAAGGGAAGCUGGUCGUGCAGACCACGAUCUGAGACGCUUGGUCGGACACGCCAACCUGUUGGAUACGCUCAUGGUGGAGCUCGCAGACGCGGAACGGGAACAAGAAUCCUGGUUCCACCAGUCUGUCACAACGGCAUCGACGCCAGAAGAGGCUACAUACCAGCCAUGGUCCGACACUCUCGCAGCGGAGGAGUACGAGGACGACUCGGACAUGGAGUCUGACGACGGCUCUGAGAUCUACGAUGAAGCCGAAGAGUUGUUCAACAUCCCCAUCCGCAAGCUUCGAUCACCACAAGUCGAAUUCUCGUGCGAGGCCAUGGAUGACGAAGACAUGCACUCUGACAACGAGGUCGACGAAGACUUGGAUCUAACCCGAGCGCCCACCAACCAACACUCUCCUCCCGAACUCACACUCGACUCCGACUCUUCUGACUCUGAUGAGGAUGACAUACCAUCCUCCCCCGAGCAGCCACUAUUCGAGCUCAGCGACAAGGAACGCGCACAAAUAGCAACGACAACCUUUUACGACAUCAAGUCAUCAUCAGCAGCAACAGCACUACUGGCACAGCAACAUCAACAGCCCAUGAUUGCGGCCUGCUAGAGUCUUUUUUUCAGUUACUGCCUGAUCACACAUUUGGGUUGUCAAAGCGUUUCAGCGAGCGAGCGUUUUUGUUCUUCUUCUUCUUCUACUUCUUCCCUUUUCUUUUUAGCGAGGAGUUGGGCAAAUGGUGGUGGUACCAGGAUACCUCUUCAAGGAAGCUGAACUUUCAUCUCUCAUCUCAAUAUCAGGAACACGAUUAUGGUUAUGGUUUCAGUAGUUCCAUCUUAAGAAUGGAAGAUUAUAGCAGGGCAAGUCCCUCCUUUGGCGGACAGAACGAAAGAGAGAGAAAAAAAGGUUCACACAAAGACUACCUUAUCUAGAUUUCAAAACAAAGUCAU